This is a messenger RNA of Rhinopithecus roxellana (golden snub-nosed monkey), 795 nucleotides long. RefSeq names its product zinc finger C2HC-type containing 1B (gene ZC2HC1B). The record is from RefSeq and is a predicted model, not a curated record. Lineage: Eukaryota; Metazoa; Chordata; Mammalia; Primates; Cercopithecidae.
AUGAACUGUGAACCGUCCCUGGGUCUGACUUCCACUUCUAGAGUUUACAGGAACCCAUAUUUAGAUGUCAGUGAGCAAGAUGGCAAUCAGGAGUUAUUUCCCUGUGAAGUCUGUGGAAGACGCUUUGCAGCAGAUGUUCUGGAAAGGCAUGGACCAAUAUGUAAAAAACUCUUCAACAGAAAGCGUAAACCUUUCAAUUCUUUGAAGCAAAGAUUACAGGGCACCGACAUUCCUACUGUGAAGAAGACGCCGCAAUCCAAGUCUCCACCUGUGAGGAAGUCUAACUGGAGACAACAACAUGAAGACUUUAUUAACACAAUCCGAUCAGCAAAGCAGUGUACGCUAGCCAUUAAAGAAGGCCGACCCCUCCCACCUCCACCCCCUCCAUCCUUGAACCCAGAUUAUAUUCAAUGCCCAUAUUGUAUGAGGAGGUUUAAUGAAGCCGCAGCCAAGCCUAUUAAUUUCUGCAAGGAUCAGUCUUCUCGCCGAGUCUUUAAUCCAGCUCAGACAGCAGCCAAAUUGACAUCCAGAGCUCAGGGUAGGGCUCAGAUGGGUCCAAAAAAAGAACCAACUGUUACUAGUGCCGUGGGAGCUUUGCUGCAGAACAGUGCCCAGGUGGCCACAAAUGAAGUCCCAACCAAUUCUGGAUUAGCUAUGGACCCUGCUUCUGGAGCAAAACUCAGGCAAGGAUUUAGUAAAUCUUCUAAAAAAGAUUAACUCCUAGAAGCCAGACUGGCUCCCUGAAACCCAUCAGCCUGGAUGGCUGUGUACCCCAGAAUGCCACCUAAGGGGAGG